UUCCAGAGACCCGGGAUUCUGUUGGGUUGGUGCGGGUGGGGAGGGGGGAGGGAGAAGCAAAAGGAGGAACCCGGGGGCCGCUUUCUCCCCCCAACCCCUCCACCCCAACCCUCCUUUAAAAAAAAAAAGGAGGGGAGGGGUGGAAGGAUCAGCUCUCCGCCGGCCCUCGGCGUUCAAAAGGAAGCUGGCCAGGGAGAGAGAAGGGGAAAGCUGUUCCCCCCCCCCCCCAUGGAGAGCGAUGCAGGGAGCAAAGUUGGAAGUGUGAAGCGAAACUAGGGAUCUCCCGCUUGACGGCUGGGAUCCGGUCCAAGAGCGCACCAAAGAGACCUUUCUGUGGAGAGAGAAAGAGAGAGAGGCAGAGAGAGAGAGAUAACCCCGGUUGAUGCAGCGUGUUGGCUACUAAGGAACUGAAGAUGAGAAGGUGCUUCGAAAGUGUCGGGCUGCAAUGCUUUCUUAAGGACAGGGCUAUGGCCGUAACACAGGGCCAGAAAUACCUCCUCAUCUUCGACUUCGAUGAGACCAUCGUGAACGAAAACAGCGACGAGUCCAUCCUCCAGGCCGCUCCAGGGAAGCAGCUCCCGGAAUCGAUCCGAAGCACGUACCGCGAGGGUUUCUACAACGAGUACAUGCAGCGGGUCCUGCAGUACAUGUGUGACCAAGGAGUCAAGAUGGCCGACUUCAAAGCAGCCUACGAAAGGAUCCCGCUCUCCCCUGGCAUGGCUGACCUCUUCCAGCUCCUCUCCAAGCAACAGGACCACUUCGAGAUCAUCCUCAUCUCCGACGCCAACAUGUUUGGCAUCGAGUGCGCCUUGAAGGCGGCCGGGGCCUAUCCCCUCUUCCGUAAGAUCUUCAGCAACCCCUCGAGCUUUGACAAGAGAGGCUACUUCACCUUGGGCCCUUACCACUCGCACAACUGCAAGCGUUGCCCGGCCAACAUGUGUAAGCACAAGAUCCUGACAGAAUACCUGGCAGAGAGGGCACAGGAAGGGGCCAGGUUCGACCGCGUCUUCUACGUCGGGGACGGAGCCAAUGACUUCUGCCCUUCCACCACGCUGAAGUCGAGCGACGUCGCCUUCCCUAGGAAAGGCUACCCCAUGCACCAGCUCAUCCAGGAGACUGGGAAAAGCCAGCCUGGGACUUACCAGGCCACGGUCGUCCCCUGGGACUCUGCCGUAGAGAUUUCUCGUCACCUUCAAGAAGUUCUCAAGAAGAAAUGUUGAGGGCGGGGGAGACCUUUGGCGGGAGGAAACAGCUGCUCUCGUUUGGAAAGAUCUGAACGAUUAUAGCAUCACGGCUCUCUCA
This is a messenger RNA of Podarcis raffonei (Aeolian wall lizard), 1302 nucleotides long. It is a transcript of the gene PHOSPHO1, whose product is annotated as phosphoethanolamine/phosphocholine phosphatase 1. The record is from RefSeq and is a predicted model, not a curated record. Gene Ontology annotation, molecular function: phosphatase activity. The transcript is spliced from 3 exons. The coding region runs from base 414 to 1220 and encodes 268 amino acids. Gene Ontology annotation, biological process: bone mineralization involved in bone maturation. Lineage: Eukaryota; Metazoa; Chordata; Lepidosauria; Squamata; Lacertidae.